AUGUGUCGUGGUGUCCCGAACCUCAACACCUUCCAGCGGAGCCGCGAAGCCGGCGAGCCUCGGUCGCUGGCUCUGCAGACUGGCGUUGUCUCCCGUGCUGCUGGCUCAUGCUUUCUCGAGAUGGGCCGCACCAAGGUGAUGGUGGCCUGCUACGGUCCUGAAGAAGCCGCUCGUGCAGGAACAUUUAGCGAUAUGGGUGUGCUUGAAUGCCACAUCACACGUGCACCCUUUGCUGAGCAAAAACGUGCGACGCUUCAGGAGACGGAUGCGGACCGAGGGUUGCGCCGCGACCUGGAUGCCAUGAUCAAACCCGCCAUUCUAUUGGAAAAAUAUCCAAAGUCCACCAUUGCCUUGCAGGCGACUAUUCUCGAGGAUGACGGCGGUGUCCUGCCAGCCCUUGUGAUGGCCUCUAGCACUGCCUUGGUGGAGGCUGGCAUUGAGCUACGGGAUAUCGUCACUGCCAUUGCUGGUGACGCUCGCAUGGUACUGGCCCUUAUGCCUUCCGUGGGCGAGGUGUGUGGCCUCCUUCAUGACGGCAAGAUGCAGCUCAAGGCACAAACCGCGGCCACUCACACACUUCUAGAAGCAGCGGCCAACUAUGGCAGUGCUCUCCGCUCCACCUUACUUGAGCACGCGUCCGCUUGA
Molecule: messenger RNA, 645 nt
Organism: Monosiga brevicollis MX1
Lineage: Eukaryota; Choanoflagellata; Craspedida; Salpingoecidae
Exons: 6
Coding region: 1-645 (214 amino acids)
Biological process (GO): poly(A)-dependent snoRNA 3'-end processing; rRNA catabolic process; U4 snRNA 3'-end processing
Cellular component (GO): nuclear exosome (RNase complex); cytoplasmic exosome (RNase complex); nucleolus
Source: RefSeq, a predicted model, not a curated record